AAUAUAAGUACUUCAGUAUUUACGUGAAGAUAAUUUUAGAAGUAGAUAAUGUCUCGUGUUUUCGAAGUCGGUAUCUCUGGAACACUCGAGUAUUGAGUUGUCACUUCGUUUGUCGUUCAGUGAUAAAGGAGACGUCCUCGAUUAAAAUUGUACAGAUCUUAUACAAUUUUUUGCAGUAUUAUGUGAUUGUGUUUAAAAUGGUAUUAUAGUUAUCGAUUAGUGCGCUACGUUAAACAAUAAAAAACAAAGUGGAUUUUUUGAAAAUGAGUCAGCAAGCAAAACGCGUGUGUGUGGUCGGGGCAGGCAUAGCCGGUCUGACGUCAUCAAGGUACCUCAAAGAAGAAGGUAUCGACUUCACAGUCCUGGAAGGCACUCAGUACGUUGGUGGCACCUGGAGAUAUGACCCCAGGACUGGGACAGACGAAUAUGGACUGCCACUACACACUAGCAUGUAUAAACACUUAAGAACAAACUUGCCAAAGCCAACAAUGCAACUAAGAGGAUUUCCCGUCCCAAAAGACAUGCCCUCGUUCCCAAGCUGGAGACUGUACUAUGAUUACAUAAAAGACUACGCGAAACAUUUUGACUUAAUAAGACACAUAAAGUUUUUACAUUUAGUAGUAGCCGUAAGACGAGAAUCAAAUAUUUGGAAGGUAAAACACAAAUACUUACCAACUGAAGAGGAAUUUGAAGAUGAAUUCGACUACAUAAUCAUAGGCACUGGACAUCAUAGCAAACCUAACAUGCCAAAUAUACCAGGGGAAAGUAAUUUUAAAGGUAAAAUAAUACACAGCCACAACUAUAGAGAACCGGAUGUAUACAAGAACCGGCGCGUUCUCAUAGUAGGUGCUGGCCCAUCAGGUAUGGACAUCAGCCUGGACAUCGCCGCCGUCAGCAAGACCCUGGUGCAUAGUCACCACUCCAAGAUAAAAUUUAACACCCCCUAUCCCGACAACUACAUCAAAAAACCAGACGUCAAGGAGUUCAAUGAGACUGGAGCUGUGUUCGAAGAUGGAACGUACGAAAAGUUGGACGAUGUUAUUUAUUGUACCGGUUUCCAAUACGACUAUCCAUUCCUGGACAAGAGUUGCGAGCUGACACUGACGCCGCGCAGUGUGGUGCCGCUCUACAAGUACAUGGUCAACAUCCACCAGCCAUCCAUGAUCUUUAUGGGGCUCGUCGUUAGGGCCUGCCUCGUCGUCGCCAUCGAUGCUCAGGCUCGAUACGCCACAGCCCUGGUCAAAGGCAACUUCACGUUGCCAUCAAAAGAGGACAUGCUAGACGAUUGGCAGAAGAAGGCUGAUGCUGUGAGAUCUAAAGGCCGACCACUAUCUGACAUACAUUUGCUGGCUCAGAAUGAAGAUCAAUACUACGCGGCACUAACAGAAGAAUCCGGCAUCGAUCGAGUCCCACCGGUGAUGUUCAAAAUCCGAGCAUUAGACACUGAAGCCAAGUUGGAAAACCUGUACACUUACAGGAAUUAUGUCUAUGACGUCAUCGAUGAUGAAACCUUCACCAGGCAUAUCGAGACUAGGAGCAAUUCUAGCUGUUUGCCUUGAUAGGUACGAACUGUUAAAAUAUUGUUACUUGUUAAUUAUUUAUAGUAGGUAUUAUAAAAUGAUCAGCU
Pectinophora gossypiella (pink bollworm) is the source of this 1627-nucleotide messenger RNA. It is a transcript of the gene FMO2, whose product is annotated as senecionine N-oxygenase-like. The record is from RefSeq and is a predicted model, not a curated record. Gene Ontology annotation, molecular function: NADP binding; flavin adenine dinucleotide binding; N,N-dimethylaniline monooxygenase activity. NCBI's taxonomy places the organism in Eukaryota, Metazoa, Arthropoda, Insecta, Lepidoptera, Gelechiidae. The transcript is spliced from 8 exons. Bases 264 to 1559 code for a protein of 431 amino acids.